GUCUAAAGAAAUCACUCCGCUAAUGGCAGCACAGUACUUAUAAUUGUCAUUUCUGUCAGUGUCUCUGUCACUUCUGUCAAAUAAACGUCAAUACAAUAUUGUCAAUUGAGAUGAAUCUUUUGGCUUAUUUUCUUGAAUAUUUGUUGUUAUUAAUUUGUUGAUAUUUGUGUGAAAUAUAAGUAAUUUAGGACUUUUUUAAAGAUGGUUAAGUGUUGUGUACCUUUGUGCAAAAACUCGCCAAAAGGCUCGAAAAUGCACAUUUUACCUAAAGAUAAAAAAAUACGCAUCCAGUGGUCUUUGGCAUUGGACAAGAAAAACUUAAUUGAUGUAGAAUCAAAAGAAGAACGUCAAAAAUACAGAGUUUGUUCUGCUCAUUUUGAACAAACAGCUACAUUUAUAUCUGUACGCAACAAGACAAAUUUAAAGUAUGACAGUAUUCCAACAUUAUUUUUACCCUGUUCGUCUACCUCCUUACCUAAUUCUUCUAGUUGUGAAGCAAGCGCCCCUAUGGAAAUAGAUUCGCUCACCACUACUUCUGUUCCAUCUGCUGUUAUACCCAAUUCUAAUUUAGAAAUGGAUAAUAAACAGACUUUUGGAAGGACGAUAUCACAAGUAGCAACAACUCGUAAAGGUGAUAAAUUUUUUAACUUUAUUAUUAACAAAUUAUUAAAUUUGAAUAAUGUUCUUUUUGCUUGUUCUGUUAAUUUUAAUUUAUUGGAAUAUUUGCUAUAA
This is a messenger RNA of Psylliodes chrysocephalus, 732 nucleotides long. The record is from the annotation of a GenBank genome assembly. NCBI's taxonomy places the organism in Eukaryota, Metazoa, Arthropoda, Insecta, Coleoptera, Chrysomelidae.